Messenger RNA from Mastomys coucha (southern multimammate mouse), 3697 nucleotides. RefSeq names its product inducible T cell costimulator ligand (gene Icoslg). Bases 253 to 1257 code for a protein of 334 amino acids. The transcript has 6 exons. The record is from RefSeq and is a predicted model, not a curated record. NCBI's taxonomy places the organism in Eukaryota, Metazoa, Chordata, Mammalia, Rodentia, Muridae.
AGGAUGUGGCGGGAGGGACGGACCGAGGGCGGGGAUCCUGGCUGUGCCUAAUCGGUCAAGCGCGCAGCGCUAGCUAGCUCAUUUACAGCCGCUCUCCUGCCACCGAAGCCUCAACAAUCCCAGAUUUCCGCGCCCCUAGUCCUGGAAGUCCUCCCCCCCCCAGUUCUCCGUGACCCCCGAGAGCUCCAGAACCCCAGCAGCUCCAGCUCUCCGCGCUCCGAGGUCCAGCACCCCGGAGUCUGCGCUCGCACCAUGCAGCUAAAGUGUCGAUAUUUUGUGUCCUCGGGAACCAGACAGCCUGUUUGGAAGAGGCACCAUCUUUCUAGAGGGUUCUUUUCCGGUCCUGGUCUGCUCUUGCUGCUGUUUGGCAGUCUCUGUGCUGAGGCUGAAGUUAAGGAAGUCCAUGCAAUGGUGGGCAGUGAUGUGGAGCUCAGCUGCAUUGAGUCCCAAAGGCGCCAUUUCAACUUGAACGAUCUGUAUGUCUAUUGGCAAAUCGUCGAUAACCAAAGCACUGUGGUGACUUAUUACCUGCCUAACGAGCCAGGGAUGCAUGUGGAUAGUUCCUACAAGAACAGGGCCCAUCUGUCACUGGACCGCAUGAAGCAGGGUGAUUUCUCUCUGUACCUGCAGAAUGUCAACCCUCAGGAUACCCAGGAGUUCAAGUGCUUGGUAUUUACAAAGUCCACAGAGUUAAGCAAGGUUGUGGAAGAGGUGGUCAGGCUGCGUGUGGCAGCGAACUUCAGUACGCCUGUCAUCAGCACCUCUGGUAGCUCCGACCCCGGCCAGGAACGUACCUACACCUGCAUGUCCAAGAAUGGCUACCCAGAGCCCAACCUGUAUUGGAUCAACACAACAGACAAUAGCCUAAUAGACAGGACUCUGCAGAAUAACACUGUCUACGUGAACGAGUGGGGCCUGUACGACGUAAUGAGCACCUUAAGGAUCCCUUGGACACUUUAUGGGGAUGUUAUGUGCUGUGUAGAGAAUGUGGCCCUCCACCAGAACAUCACAAGCAUCAGCCAGGCAGAUAGUCUCACUGGAAACAACGACGGGAUCACAAAGAACCCAGAGGAAACCCCCAAGGAGGGGACAACCCUCGUCUCCGUCCUCACUGUACUAUUGGUGGCUGUGGUUGUCACUCUCCUCAUCAUCACUGUGUACAGAUACCGGUGUCCCCGCCGAAGCUAUACAGGACCCAGGACUGUUCAACUUGAACCCACAGGUGAGUGUGCCUGCGGGGAGAAGCGGGUUGGCUGAGCUGUCAUGACCUUUCAGACCUUUGGUUGGUAGUUUCCCUGUACUCGAGGAUUCCAGAGAUGCAGAAACCCUGUCCUGUGAUGGAAACUUCUGGACCCUGCACAGCAGACAGCCUGUCCUAGGUCCCUGGGCCCCUCCUGCCUCUUCUCUGCAGAACCCCAUAGACUCCUCUGUGACUCUGGCAGCCCAGAGUUAUGUUGUUGGUGGUGUAGCCUCUAUAGUUUCAAGAACGGCGGCGGGUGGAUUCUGUAAUCUCCAGAGGUGUGGAUUCAUAUCCCGAUUUUGGAAAAACAUCCACAGAGGUAUUGGUUGACCACCGGGAGAUAUCCCCGCUGGCUUUAAUUAAUUGUACUACCUCAAAGUGACUGUGCCUUCCUGAACCCUGGCUCUCCCAUGGUUAGAGAUGGUAGUGUGUGUGGUCCCCUGGGUGCAGCGAGGCCUGUUUGCUGACACCCACCACUCCACUCCAGACUAGACACAAGCUAGUAUCAGGCCACUUGGGAGCCUGAGUUCUGGGCCACCUGGUCCUCACCCAGUCAUGUGACUGCGAUAGCAGCCGCUUCUGGGUUUUUAGCCCCUUUUCCCUCACCAGUCCCAGGAAGAAUCAUUUGUCUCCAAAAAUUAAAACAGAGCCUGGUUCAGCAGCUCGAGCUUGCCCGAGACGGCCAUGCGGGGAGGCAAGGCCUAUCUUCACCUUCCUCUCUUUUCCCAAGACCACGCCUGACAGGACCCUGUCCAGGCUGUGGCCAGGGUUUCUGUGAGAUGCCACCAGGUGGAUGUCAGACACAGCUUCAGAGUGGACUCCCACAAGCAGCCUGGUGACAGAGGAGGACAAUGGGCUGGGACGGAGGCCAGGAAUCCCUGCAAGGCACAGAGGCGUGAUCCCGGAAACCCGCGGGAGAUCUCUCCAGUGGGCAGCAGCAGCACCAACAUUAUCAGAAUAUGGAACCUCCAGUGAGUCAGUACAGAGGAGAGCGGCUUGUGCGGUCAUCCUUCCCCGACACGUGACUCAGUCCCGGGAGCUUUGAAAAAGGGCAUUUGAGCCACUCUGGAAGCACCUACAGAUUCUACUGGAAACAUUCCCUGCUAGGGUCCUUCAGUCGGGGUGAAAACCUGACUUUAUUUUCCAUCUCAAGCUACUUGGGCCUCCUAGAGGAUACAUGGGGUUUUGUCUACAGAAAACCUGCUGCCGGCUGACCGUGGUUAGGCUCAGAGGUUUGGGGCAUUCGGCUUCAUGAUAUCCAUGGGACAUACUUCAAAGCAAAAUAUGUCCCAGGUGCCCCAUAACGGGUGCUUCUCCCUCAAGCCUGACUUCCUGUGGAGACAGAGGCUUCCUGAAAGCCUUGAGCUCUUUCAGAUUGAACAGAAAACCAGAAAACGGGGAGGGCAGCCCCAUCCAGUCUCAGCAGCCCGUGAAGACCUCAACUCCAGCCUCCCGGGUCUCCAUGUUGUCAGCCAGAAUAGAGCUAGUUGUUUUGUUUCUAGAUGGUUCUGCAAUGUUGGCUGCUUGGAAACCUAAGUAUGCAAGUGCAAGCUUCAGGUUGACGCAGUAGGGGGCAUGGACUCCCCGAUGGAACCCAGCGUCUGACCCUAGUUGAGGGCAAGCUCCUUCCCACCCAGAGACCUGGAAAUUCUGGACAGCCAGGGCCUGCCUGCUCUGUGGCUGGGGCUCAGUGCUGACGGAUGUGUGAGAUCUUAGGAAGGAGGAGUGCAAACCCUGGGCUCAGGCUCCCGGGGAUCAAUGUUUGCAAGACCUGUCCUUUUUUUUUUUUUUUUUUUUCCUGCCCACAUGGACUUAUUCUUCACAUUGACUUACUCAAUGAGUGGAGAGAGCGAGCCGCUUACGUUCUUCCUGUAAACAAAGCAUUACUUACCUGUAGAAUAGCAACUGUCGUUUAUGGGUCUUGAGUCAGCAGCUACAGCAAACAAGCACAAGGAGAGAAGUUGGGGUGCAAGAAGACGGGGUGCAGGGCCCCCAGGAUAGAUGUGUGGGAAUUAGUGGCCACCCCAAGGCCCACAGUUCCAGAACUCAGGGACUCAGGUGGGUCUGUGGCAGCCAGGCAGGAGUACCCUGCCUACUUUAACUUCUCUUGUCAGAGGUAGUUUAGGGUCAGAAAGAGGUCAACCCAGUGAGCCAGCUAGCUGCCUUGGGGUACCAGACACACCGCCCCCCCACCCCUGCUUAUAUAGGCAUUGGGAACCCUUCACAGACCACCGGCUGUACAGUCACUGUCACCUGCUGGUCCCAGCAGGUCCCCACCUUCCCAUGGAAUCUUGGGAGCAUGGCACACACCUCCGUCCCGCCCCACAGCACAUCAGCAUUCAAGAGACUUGCCCUAUCACUAACCAGCCCAGAACCUGUGGUGGUUCUCUAUCUGGGUUGUAGAUGGGGCAUAGCGACUUCUAGAAAACCUGACGAGAGAAUAAACAUAAGAUGGGU